UACAAACAAUCAGGAUUGCCAGAACCUCUGGUCAUGGCUUUCUCUUUAGCACCAAGCUGUUUCCAUGGCUAUCUCACCAGCUGUUCAUUCUCCACCACUCAAUUUUUCCCGCCUUCUCUCUCUUGCGGCGGCGUCUCUGCUUCUCCCGUUUCGAAGCUAAGAACAUGUGUUAAAUUCGAUAAGUUUCAAGGUGAUGCUCCUCUUGAACAGACCACAUCAGCUUCUACUUCCCCUGCUUCAUUAGAAGCUGAUGACCCAUCAGAAGAAGAAGAAGAAGAAGACGACGACUGUUUGCCUAAUGAUCUGGUGGGAGCUGUUAGGCAAUCAGGUGAAGCGAGUGCCUCGUUUGUGAACUCGGGAGGAACAAGAGCCAUCGUGGAGCUCUUGAUUCCUCAACUGCAGUUCUUAGACGAUGAAGGUGCGCAAGCUGAGCUUUGGGAGCUUUCUCGCGUUUUCUUGGAGACACUCAUUAAAGAAACUGGUUGUGAGAGAGUUAAAGCUGUGUUUCCAGAUGCCGGAGCUGCUGCGUUGCUAAAAUAUAAGUGGAAGGAUGCAGCUUUUGGAUUCGCUAGCUUAAGUGACCGUAAACCAGUGGAGAAAGAAGAUGAGAUUAUUGUCAUGGUUGUUCCUGAUUACCAAAUGCUUGAAUACGUUGAGAAAAUUGCAAAAGGGCUCGCUGAUGACCCGCCAAGGCCUCUGGUUAUGUGGAACCCUCGUCUUAUAAGCGAGGAAGUUGGGGUUGGGUUUAACGUGAGAAAGCUAAGGCGUUACUUCCUAAGUUCUUUUACUACGGUUUACUCGAUGAGACCUCUGGCUGCUGGUGCUGUUUUCAGGUGUUAUCCUGGUAAAUGGAAAGUGUUCUAUGACAAUAAAGACAGACCGGGCAGGUAUCUACUCGCCAAAGAACUCAUUGGUCGACCCGAUGCUGAGGAUCUCGAGAUUAUAUAUGGGAACGUGGAAGAGAAACCAGAUGAAGAGCCAUCUUUAUUGAGUCAAGCUGCUGGAAUUUUCUCAUCCAUUAACAGGUUCAUGAAAGCCAUGUGAAGAUAGAUGAUUUCUUCUCUCUCUCAAGAGUAGUACCGUUCCCACUAGUCUGGUAUUAUGAAUGUAACUAAAAGGGAAUGUUUGUAUAUCUUUUGUAUGCUAUUUACAUCAUAACGAAAUAGAAUACAUACUCGUAAGAGAGGUCUGUUACUUCUGUUAACCUCUCUGGCCUA
Raphanus sativus (radish) is the source of this 1217-nucleotide messenger RNA. RefSeq lists its product as uncharacterized. Bases 34 to 1044 code for a protein of 336 amino acids. The transcript has 9 exons. The record is from RefSeq and is a predicted model, not a curated record. Lineage: Eukaryota; Viridiplantae; Streptophyta; Magnoliopsida; Brassicales; Brassicaceae.